Salvelinus sp. IW2-2015 is the source of this 2032-nucleotide messenger RNA. RefSeq names its product hematopoietic progenitor cell antigen CD34-like. The record is from RefSeq and is a predicted model, not a curated record. NCBI's taxonomy places the organism in Eukaryota, Metazoa, Chordata, Actinopteri, Salmoniformes, Salmonidae. Gene Ontology annotation, cellular component: membrane. Gene Ontology annotation, biological process: cell adhesion.
GGUGAAGGAAACUGGGAAGGAGGGAUAGAGAGAGAGGGGAGCAAAGGAGAGAGGCCAUAUGAAACCAGCAGAGCAUAAGCCACGCUUUAUCCUGCCAGUCUGUCCCGCUCUGUGAGCACAGGAAACACGCGACUCCCCCAGCCCUCACUCACUCAUUCAUCACUCUCUUUCACACACUUCUACAGACACACACACAGCGGCUCACCAAGGACUGGAGGAUGGCUGUGUCCAUGAGAAGAAUGAAUGGGUCCUGGAGAGGGAUGGCUCUAGCCCUGCUUCUCUGUACUCUGCUCCUACACAAUGAAAUUCACUGUCAAGAUUCCAUUGAUACACCUUAUACAUCCGAUGCCAAAGAGGGUGCUGCACCCACAGACGCCCCAGGUGCUGCACCCGCAGACACACCGGGGGCUGCACCCACAGACGCCCCAGGUGCUGCACCCACAGACACACCGGGGGCUGCACCCACAGACACACCGGGAGCUGCACCCACAGACGCCCUGGGUGCUGCACCCACAGACGGAACAGGAGUCACAGCCCUCACAGACGACACUCAAGGUACUGGUACUGAUGCCACCAUCGAACCCCAAGCCCCUGUAGACGACAAGGCCACUACCGUCGCUAACUCCACAGCUGACAACACUGCUGGGACCAGUACUCCAGUACCAGACCAGGACACUGCCUUCACCUCCAUGGUGCCAGAGCAUGACCCCUUAGCCACAGGUGACACCUCUGGCACCACAGCUGGACCUGGUGUUGACACACAGGGCACUGAAGCUACUGAUGACCCGGGUGCACCUGUUGUGCUACUGGGGCAUCAGGCCCCUGUUUUUGUUCUUCCCAUUGUUGAGUGUGUGGACAAGGAGGCAGUGAAGGACAAGGACACAGUCAAGGUGGAGCUUGCUUCAGAAACUAGCUGUCCAGUGACCAAGAGAAUCAUGGAGGAUUCAGCCUGGUGCACAGGAGACUGCAACCUUAAACUGUUCCAGGAGGAGAACUCUAACACACUGGUUUUGACACGCGCUAAUGGUGGAGUCAAAGAAUUGUCAGAGAGCCUGAACAGCCAUGACAUCAAGGGCCAGCUGGGUGUGGUGGAGGCAGCUCCUCAGUGGGGUAAACACUCUUCCACCGUGCUGGUGUCUCUGCUCAUCACUGGCCUGCUGCUGGCUGCUGCCCUCAUCGGAGGCUACUGUCUGAAGAAACACUGCAGACACAACGCCAAGGGCAUGAGGCUGGCUGAGGAUGCGUACCCAGUGGAUGAGGAGAACCAGGGGAACACCCUGGUGUCUGUGGCUCCUCUCAACCCCCUGGAGACCCGGGAGAAGCCUGCUAACGGUGAUUCCCAAGAGGCCGCCAAGACCCAGCCCCCUCCCACCAACGGCCACUCCACCACCAACUUGGCAGACACAGAGCUGUGAAGACCCCCCUGGAACCCUUGGAGAAGAAUGAAACUUACCCCCCAUCCCUCCAACACCAACCCUUCCCCUCAGAACACGGCAGAACUCCAGCGACCCCAUCCUACAGUGGACAUCAAGGACGAAAACUGCCCCUCAUAACCCCAAUAACCCCCACAUAAACACUCCUUCAGACUCUCCAUGUCCCCCACUUCGGCUACAUACAACUCCAUGGUAAAGACAGAUAAGAUUGAUGAUGAUAAGGCUUGAUACUAAUGUGAAUGAUGAUGAUAAUAAUGAUGCCGAGGGCUGUAUCCCUGUCCCUUGGAUGCUUUCGUCAUUCAGGCCUGGAGGUUGGGCCGAGGCAGGACUGGGUGGGGAGGGAGGGUUUUACGUUGUUAAUCCCCACUGGCUCCAGGACGGCAGCUGGGGUCCCAUCAACCACGUCAUCUGCCCUGCCUGCACGUCAUCAGGUUUACAGCUUCCUUCCAAAAAUCCGUUAACCAUAAAUAGAAGCAAAGCUUCACGUUCAAUUCAAAUUUGUCCUUAGACCUUAGUUGAUCGCAAAAAAAACUAACAUCCUUAAAUCUGUUUACAAAGUUCUGAGUGGAAUAAAGGAGCGCUCUGAGCUUGUUUGUUCA